CUGCGGCUGUCCUGGGCGCUGCGACUACACUUCCCAGGGUGCUUUGCUGCUGUCACCGCUGGCCAGCUGCUGUUGACAGGGCUGUGCAGUAGAAGGGGCUUCCAGGGCGGCUGAGGGUGGUCACUGAGGCCGGGUCAUGUGAUGGCAGCAUGUAGUCAGGGUAGUAAUUGAUUUAUCUCCUCAUGUGACAGUGACAAGGAGCCUGAUUGUGCUGCAGGAAGCAUGGCCUCCAGGGAUGGGGACUCUGGGCUGCUGCGGGGCCCCAGGGCGCGCUCCUAUGGCAGCCUGGUCCAGUCCUCCUACUCCCCGGCCCGGGUCCGGAAGGUGGAACAUCUGGUCCAGCCGGGGGACACGCUGCCGGGGCUGGCCCUAAAGUACGGGGUCACGAUCGAGCAGAUCAAGAGAGCGAAUCGACUCUACACCAACGACUCCAUCUUCCUUAAAAAAUACCUCAGCAUCCCCGUCCUCACCGAACAACCAGAGCUGACCAAUGGGGCGCACUCUACAGCGGGCCAGGGCGCGAAGGAGGGGGCGGCGAGCCGGCCUCAGCGCAGUGCGUCCGAGGACUCACGCAAGGGUGACGUCUCCGUCGUCGACUUCAUGACCAAACUGGACACCAGAAUCCGUGUCUCCAAGAGGGCGGCCGUCAAGAAGAUCCGGGAGGCGGAGUCUGUAGCCCAAGAAGAAGACUCCUCCACAGACCCAAGCUACCAAGGCCUCAGAAGACAGGACUCCCCCCAAACGGCCCAGCGUUCCCUGCUCGGACCUGUCCCUCUCACCAUCAUCACGCGGGCGUCUACCCUCCGCGAUCGAGAAGAUGAGAUAUUUAAACUGUGAUAUUUAAGCAAUUUUUUUAUUUAUUUUUUUUAUUUUGCCGAUUAUUUUAAAAUUUUAAUUUCUGGAAAUUCUGCCCCAAAAAAAACUCAUCUGAAAUAAACCUACAACAGACACGGUAUCCAAGGGCGUUAAAUUGGUUAUAUCCAGGUUUUUGACCUUUUUUAUUUUUUUAUUUUUAUUUCUUAUGGACAAAUAUAAAUGUGUUUUUUGAACAAUUUUUUUUUUUAUUUUUUUAUUUUUUAAUCUCAGGGUCUAUGAAUUAGAAAUCCUAUGCACACAUAUUACCGGCCCUCAUCUCUCUGACGGGCACGCCCUAUUCAUACAUUUAAGAUCUACACGCCCCGUGGCCAAAGUAUGUGCCCGCCUGAACAUCUCCUCCAUAGGUGCUCAUGAAACAUCUUAUUCCGAGACCAGGUGGACUGAUAAGGACCGGCUUUACGCGGCUCCAGCAGCCUCUUGGCAUUGUGCACCUCAGGCUUGUAUACAGCUCCUGAUGAGCGGUUCUUCUGCUGCCGUUGCCUCACAGAUGAACGGAGAAGCUCUCGGAGGGCAGGCAUCUGACCGAAAGGUGACGUCCUGUGAAGGUGCCACAUUGACCUCCUCAGUCCUCCGACUUUCAUCCUACGGCGACCUCUACGCUGGAUUUGGCACAUACUUUUGGAGAGGAUUAUACAUUACAUAUAUAGCGCUGGUAGCAUCAUUCUUUCCAGUAAUUCACCAGAAGGGGGCGCCAUUGUACAAUGUUUCAUGCAAUAAAUCUCUGUCUUUGUGCCUAGAGCGCUUCCUACUGCGGUUUAGCUUCAUUUUUCUGCACUUUUUUUUCUGUUAAUAAUGUUUUUUAUGUAAUUUUAUAUAUUAUAGUUCACAGGGACGGAUGUGCGAGGAUGUCUGUUACACUGCAGCUCGGGUGAAGCCCAUUGACGGAUGAUUUCCCCCUUAGUCUCAGAUUUUAAGCAGCAGAGCAGUAAAUGAGGUCAAAGUCCUGGCCCUGGCAGACAACGACCUUUGAACCACGGUUGUGUACCAAGACGUGGAUAUGUGAAAAGGUCUUCAAUAGCUGCUGCAGAGUUCUGAGAGUAUCCCCGGCACCUGCACAGUAAAUCAGCCUAGUUAUUAACUCAUACACCCCCCAGGAACAGCGCCACAACUGUCCAUAGGUUGCUUGUGGUAUUGCAGCUCACAUCCAUUAAAGUGAAUGGGGGCUGAACUGCAAUACCACACACAUCCUGUGAACAGCCAUGCUUCUCUAAGUCGGGAUAGCCCCUGCAACUGUGGCUGGUCGGCCAUGUUAGAUAUGACCCAGCUUUCCGAUCACUAAGGCCCAUUUGAGAGGAGCAAGUAUUCCGCACGGGUGCAAUGCGUGAUGCGAACACAUUGCGCCCCCGCACGGAAUCCGGAACCAUUCAUUUCAAUGGGUCUGUGUAGGUGAGCGUUGGUUUUCACGC
Messenger RNA from Bufo bufo (common toad), 2282 nucleotides. It is a transcript of the gene LYSMD1, whose product is annotated as LysM domain containing 1. The record is from RefSeq and is a predicted model, not a curated record. NCBI's taxonomy places the organism in Eukaryota, Metazoa, Chordata, Amphibia, Anura, Bufonidae. The transcript is spliced from 3 exons. Bases 223 to 837 code for a protein of 204 amino acids.